AAUCUUUUUCUUAAAGAUCUUAAUAUAUUUUUAAAUUUCAGGGAUUUACAGGAUAAUAACAUCAAGCAACUCAAACGAGAAACCUUCCGAAAUCUGUCCGAAUUAACAGAUCUAGAUUUGCGGGAAAAUAAUAUCAAGCUCCUCAAAGCAGAAACUUUCCAAAAUCUGUCCAAAUUAACAGAUCUAUAUUUGCAAUACAAUGACAUCACUGAGAUUGAAAUAGGAUGUUUUCAAAAUCUUCCCAGUUUAAGGACUCUGUAUUUGUAUCACAAUAAAAUCACAAAAAUUCAUCCACGCAUCUACGAAAAUCUUCCGAAUUUAGAAACACUGAAUUUGCGGGAUAAUAAUAUCGUGGAAAUCAAAAUAGAAACCUUCCGAAAUCUUUCCAGUUUAACACGUCUAUAUUUGGAAUAUAAUGAUAUCAAUGAAAUUGAACCAGGGGCUUUCGAAACCCUUUUCAAGUUAAGAACUUUGAAUCUACGGGAUAAUAAUAUUACGAAUAUCAAUGUAAGAACCUUCCAAAAUCUUUCCAGUUUAACAGAUCUGAAUUUGCGGAAUAAUAAUAUCAAAGAAAUCAAUGAGGGAACCUUCCGAAAUCUUUCCAGUUUAACAGAUCUGACUUUGUACAGCAAUAAUAUCACGGAAAUCAAUGCAGGAUCCUUCCAGUAUCUGUACAGUUUAACAAACUUGAUUUUGUGGGGAAAUAAUAUCCAAGAAAUCAAAGUAGGAACCUUUCAAAAUUUGUCAAGUUUAACAACACUAGAUUUGGAUCGAAAUGGUAUUAAGGAAGUUAAAUCAGGAACCUUCCAAAAUCUUUCUAGCCUAAGAACUCUAUAUUUGCAAACUAAUAAUAUCGAAAACAUUGAAACAAGAGCCUUACAUGACCUGCCCAGGUUACAAAAACUAUAUUUGAGUUAUAAUGAUAUUAAAGAAAUCAAAGCAGACACCUUCCAAAAUCUGUCCAGUUUAAAAUAUCUAUCUUUGAGUUCUAAUGAUAUCAAGGAAAUCAGAGCAGACACCUUUCGAAAUCUGUCCAGUUUAACAGAUUUAUACUUGAGUGAUAAUAAAAUCAAAGAAAUCAAAGCUGACACCUUCCGAAAUCUGUCCAGUUUAGAAACUCUAUAUUUGGAAAAUAAUAAAAUCGAAGCAAUUGCAACAAGAGCCUUCCAUGACCUGCCAAGUUUCAGAUAUCUGUUCUUGAGUUAUAAUAAUAUGAAGGACAUCAAAUCUGACACCUUCCGAAAUCUGUCCAGUUUAACAUAUUUAUAUUUGGAAUAUAAUAAUAUCGAAAAACUUGAAGUAAGAGCCUUCCAUGACCUGCCCAAUUUCAGAAGCCUAUUCUUGAGUUAUAAUAAUAUCAAGGAAAUCCAAUCAGACACCUUCCGAAAUCUGUCCAGUUUAACAGAACUAUAUUUGGAGUAUAAUAGUGUCGAAAAAAUUGAAGUAAGAGCCUUCCAUGAUCUGCCCAGUUUCAGAAGUCUAUACUUGAGUUAUAAUAAUAUCAAGGAAAUCCAAUCAGACACCUUCCAAAAUCUGUCCAGUUUAACAGAACUAUACUUGAGUUAUAAUAAUAUCAAGGAAAUCCAAUCAGACACCUUCCGAAGUUUGUCCAGUUUAACAGAUUUAUAUUUGAAACAUAAUAGUAUCGAAAAAAUUGAAGUAAGAGCCUUCCAUAACCUGCCCAGUUUCAGAAGUCUAUACUUGAAUUAUAAUGAUAUUAAGGAACUCAAAGCAGACACCUUCCAAAAUCUGUCCAGUUUAAGAAAUCUAUAUUUGCAAAAUAAUAAGAUUGAAAUGAUUCAAGUAAGAUCAUUUCAUGAUCUGCCAAGUUUAAGCAAUCUAUACUUGAAUUAUAAUGAUAUUAAGGAACUCAAAGCAGACACCUUCCAAAAUCUGUCCAGUUUAAGAAAUCUAUAUUUGCAGAAUAAUAAGAUUGAAAUAAUUCAAGAAAGAGCAUUGCAUGAUCUGCCCAGUUUAAGCAAUCUAUACCUGAGUUAUAAUGAUAUCAAUGAAACCAAAGCCGACAUCUUCAGAAAUUUGCCCAGUUUAAAAUAUCUAUAUUUGCAAAAUAAUAGCAUCGUAAACAUUGAAGCAAGAGCUUUUGAUGACCUGACCAGUUUAAGAAAACUAUACUUGAGUCAUAAUAAUAUCAAGGAAAUCCAAUCAGACACCUUCCGAAAUCUGUCCAGUUUAACAGAUCUAUAUUUGAAUUCUAAUGAUAUCAACGAUAUCCAAGCUGACACCUUCCGGCAUCUAUCCAGUUUAACAACUCUAUCUUUGAGUUCUAAUGAUAUCAAUGAAAUCAGAGCAGACACCUUCCGAAAUCUCUCCAGUUUAACAGAUCUAUACUUGCAGAAUAAUAAGAUCGAAAAAAUUGAAGUAAGAUUCUGCCGUGAUUUGCCCAGUUUAAGUAAACUGGAUUUGGGUGGUAACCAAAUCAAAGAAAUCAAAGCAGAAUCCUUCCAAAAUCUUUCCAGUUUAGCAACUCUGAAUUUGGGUGGUAAUCAGAUCACGGAAAUCAAAGAGGAAACCUUCCAAAACCUUUCCAGUCUAACAACUCUGAAUCUGGGUGGUAAUGAUAUGAAGAAAAUCACAGCAGAACUAUUCCAAUAUCUUUCCAGCUUAACAACUUUGGAUUUAAGUGGUAAUGAUAUGAAGGAUAUUAAACCAGAAAUAUUCAAGUAUCUUUCCGGCUUAGAAACUCUGUAUCUGCAUGGCAAUAAUAUCACGUUUAUUCAACAUGGUACCUUCGAAAAUCUUCCGAAUUUAGAAAGAGUAUAUUUGAAUGAAAAUAAUAUCAACAAAAUUCAAGUAGGAACCUUCGAUUAUCUGACCAGUUUAAGAUAUAUCAAUUUGGGUGGUAAUCAGAUCAAGGAAAUCAGAGCAGAAACCUUCCGAAAUCUUUCCAGUUUAACAACUCUAAAUGUGGGUGGUAACGAUAUCAAAGAAAUCAAAAGAGAAACAUUACAAAAUCUUUCCAGUUUAACAAAACUAUAUUUGAAUGAAAGUAAUAUUAAAGAAAUUCAAGUAGGAACCUUGGAUGAUCUGCCCAGUUUAAAAUAUCUGAAUUUGGGUGGUAAUGACAUCACGGAAAUCAAAAGGGAAAUAUUCCAAAACCUUUCCAGUUUAACAACUCUGGAUUUAGGUGCUAAUCAUAUGAAGGAAAUCAAAACAGAACUAUUCCAAUAUCUGUCCAGCUUAAAGACUCUAUAUCUGCAUGACAAUAACAUCACAUAUAUUCAACGUGGUAUCUUCGAAAAUCUGAUGAAUUUAGAAAAAAUAUAUUUGAAUGAAAAUAAGAUCGAGAACAUUCUAGCACGAACCUUCGCUGACCUGCCCAGUUUAAAAUAUCUGGAUUUGAGUAACAACCGAAUACAAAACUAUGAGGAUGGCGCGUUCUUAUUCCUUCCCAAUAUUAAUUACAUUGACCUCAGAAAUAAUAAUGAUAUGAUGUGUGAAUGUCAUCUGCCAGCCUUGGUCAAUUAUACGAAGUCAAAGUUCGGCAGAACUGUAAAUGUCCAGGGCGAGUGUGAGACAGAUUCAGGCAAUAACCAAAACAAAUUAAUACCAAUAAUGGAAUACUCGCAAUGUAAAAAUUACUCGUUAUUUCAACGGAAUUUGCAGUGUCAAACAUGUUCAAGGAUGAUGUGCAAUGAAUCAGAAGUGACAAACUGUACAGGUGAUGAGCCUGUAUGCCGCAUGAAAGUAUCAAUCGAUGGUGUUACACUGAAGUUUGAAAAAUCCUGCAGCACAUACCGAAAAUGCAUUGAUGCUAUGACAAGCAAUAUCUUUACAUGCAAAAAAUGGAAGAGUGGAUCUUCCUGUGUUGCUUGUUGCAUCGGAAACUUAUGUAAUAAGAACGAUUUCAUAGGCUGGAGCAACACCUUUGUAUUUCAUCUGAUUUUCAAUUCGACAUUUAAGAAGUUCAAUGAAAACAUAUCUAGAGUUAUAGAGCAUGAAUUAUCAAACCUGACAGGAACUUUCGAAGUGCAGUAUUGUGGCUUCGAGAAGAAUAGUGAAGUAUUUACUAUUACUUGCACAGUACCACGUACAAUUACUAAAGACCAAAUUUUUAAACAAGUUUUCGAAACUUUUAAAACAUCACAGACUUUGCGUGAUUUGGGAUUUCAAGAACGGAAAAUGGAUUUAAUUGAUGAAAUGGUUUGCAAUGAAAUCACUACAGCAACUAGCAAUGGCACUUUCCAUUGGCCAAUGACAAAAAUCGGAAAUAAUGUGACGAUCCCAUGUCAUGCAGACGUAGCGACAAGAUACUGUUCCUCAAGACGUUCCGAAAUGCCCCCAAAAUGUUCACCAUUCACUGGUGUCUGGAAGGAACCAGACAUGACUCAAUGUUACAAUACAGAGAGGAUAACUCAACAACUAAAGAACAUCACAAAUGAAGACAUCGAUAAAGGUGAGUUUUUAGAAAUGCUCUUAAAUUGAUAAUAGGAAGAGCAG
This is a messenger RNA of Octopus bimaculoides (California two-spot octopus), 4458 nucleotides long. RefSeq lists its product as uncharacterized. Gene Ontology annotation, biological process: G protein-coupled receptor signaling pathway; cell surface receptor signaling pathway. Gene Ontology annotation, cellular component: extracellular matrix; membrane. The record is from RefSeq and is a predicted model, not a curated record. NCBI's taxonomy places the organism in Eukaryota, Metazoa, Mollusca, Cephalopoda, Octopoda, Octopodidae. Gene Ontology annotation, molecular function: protein binding; G protein-coupled receptor activity.